Messenger RNA from Camellia sinensis, 513 nucleotides. The record is from RefSeq and is a predicted model, not a curated record. Lineage: Eukaryota; Viridiplantae; Streptophyta; Magnoliopsida; Ericales; Theaceae.
AUGAUCUAUAGGUUUGACAUACCCAAAGUAAUGUUGUCUGAUAGUAGAACUCCUUUUGUAAAUCGCCACGUUACAAGACUGCUGGAUGCGUACCAGAUCAAGCACCACAAGUCUAGUCCAUACUACCCCCAACGAAACGGACAAGCUGAGGCAACCAACAAAACCCUUAUCCGAAUACUGAGUAAAAUGAUGGAUAAAGGAAGGGGCACAUGGUCUGAACAACUCCCCCUGGCACUUUGGGCGUAUAGAACGUCAAAAAGAAAGCCAACUCAGGCAACCCCAUUUUCCCUAGUAUAUGGGUCCGAAGCUGUGUUACCAGUUAAGUUGGCAAUACCCUCAGCAAGGAUGGCUAUGUCAGCACACCUUCUAGAUAGCAGGAAAAAUGACACAGAGGCAGCUAAAGAAAGAAGAGAUCGGGCCUCGCGAGCAAUGGAAAAGUAUCAUCAAUCCAUAGCUCGUGCCUACAAUCAAUCUGUUCAACACAAGAAGUUCAAUAAUGGAGACCUAGUAUGA